This is a messenger RNA of Microthlaspi erraticum, 2586 nucleotides long. Lineage: Eukaryota; Viridiplantae; Streptophyta; Magnoliopsida; Brassicales; Brassicaceae. The record is from the annotation of a GenBank genome assembly.
AUGGCGAGUUCGGAGGUUUCAAUGAAAGGAAAUCGCGGAGGAGAAAACUUUCCCUCCGCUGGUUACAGUGACCCGAAGGAGACCAGAAAUGCCCCAGUCGCCGGCGAGGGGCAGAAAAGUAAUUCCAACCGAUCUACAGCUGCCGAGCGUGUUGUCGAUCCUGAGGCUGCUCUCUACAGAGAGCUAUGGCACGCUUGCGCCGGUCCGCUUGUGACUGUCCCUCGACAAGACGACCGAGUCUUUUAUUUCCCACAGGGACACAUCGAGCAGGUGGAAGCAUCGACAAACCAGGCGGCAGAGCAGCAGAUGCCUCUCUAUAAUCUUCCAUCGAAGCUCCUUUGUCGAGUCAUUAAUGUUGAUUUAAAGGCAGAGGCAGACACCGACGAAGUUUAUGCGCAGAUAACUCUUCUUCCUGAGUCUAAUCAAGACGAGAAUGCAAUUGAGAAAGAGGCGCCUCCUCCUCCGCCACCGCGUUUCCAAGUGCACUCGUUCUGCAAAACCUUGACUGCAUCGGACACAAGUACACACGGUGGAUUUUCUGUUCUUAGGCGGCAUGCGGAUGAAUGUCUCCCACCUCUGGAUAUGUCACGCCAACCUCCUACUCAAGAGUUAGUUGCAAAGGAUUUGCAUGCAAACGAAUGGCGUUUCAGACAUAUUUUCCGAGGUCAACCACGAAGGCAUCUUCUUCAGAGUGGGUGGAGCGUGUUUGUUAGCUCCAAGAGGCUGGUUGCAGGCGAUGCAUUUAUAUUUCUAAGGGGCGAGAAUGGAGAAUUACGCGUGGGGGUAAGGCGUGCAAUGCGUCAACAAGGAAAUGUGCCAUCUUCUGUUAUAUCAAGCCAUAGCAUGCAUCUUGGAGUAUUGGCUACGGCAUGGCACGCCAUUUCUACCGGAACUAUGUUUACAGUCUACUACAAACCAAGGACAAGUCCAUCUGAGUUUAUAGUUCCGUUUGAUCAGUAUAUGGAGUCUGUGAAGAAUAACUACUCUAUAGGCAUGAGAUUUAAAAUGAGAUUCGAAGGCGAAGAGGCUCCUGAGCAGAGGUUUACCGGCACAAUCGUUGGGACUGAAGACUCUGACCCAGCGAGGUGGGCAAAAUCAAAGUGGAGAUCCCUCAAGGUGAGAUGGGACGAGACUUCUAGUAUUCCUCGACCUGAAAGAGUAUCUCCGUGGAAGAUAGAGCCAGCUCUUGCUCCUCCUGCUUUGAGUCCUGUUCCCAUGCCAAGGCCUAAGAGGCCUAGAUCUAAUAUAGCUCCUUCAUCUCCUGAUUCUUCCAUGCUCACAAGAGAAGGCUCAUUUAAACCAAACAUGGACCCUCUACCGGCAAGUGGACUCUCAAGGGUCUUGCAAGGUCAAGAAUACCCGACCUUGAGAACGAAACAUACAGAGAAUGUAGAGUGUGAUGCUCCUGAAAAUUCUGUUGUGUGGCAAUCCUCAGCGGAUGAUGAUAAGGUGGAUGUGGUUUCGGCUUCUAGAAGAUUUGAGCACUGGAUGCCCUCAGGCAGACAUGAACCUACUUACACAGAUUUACUUUCGGGCUUUGGGGCUAACAUAGAUCCAUCACACGGUCAUCGGAUACCUCUCUACGACCAUUCUUCAUCACCUUCUGUGCCUGGAAAGAAAUCCUUGGGUGAUCAGGAUGGCAAGUUUGAUUAUCUUGCUAACCAGUGGCAGAUGAUGCACUCUGGUCUUUCCCUGAAGUUACAUGAGUCUCCUAAGGUUCCUGCAGCAUCUGAUACCCCUUUCCAAGGGAUGGGCAAUGUCAAAUAUGGCGAAUAUCCGGUGCUUCAUGGUCUGACGACUGAUAAUGGUGGUGCUAACUGGCCAAUACGUCCACGUGCUUUGAAUUAUUUUGAGGAGGCGGUUCAUGCUCAAGCGCAGGCUCAGGCGCAAGCACAGGCUAGGGAGAAUGUAGCGAAACGACCCACGAUAGCACAAGAGGAGACACCAAGGUCAAGAGACGGGAACUGCAGGCUUUUCGGCAUUCCUCUGGUCAACAACAUGAAUGGGACAGAUUCAGCCAUGUCUCAGAGAAACAACUUGAAUGAUGCAGCGAGUCUUGCGCAGAUCGCGUCCCCAAAGGUUCAGGAUAUUUCUGAUCUGUCAAAAGGGUCAAAAUCGACAAACGAUCAUCGCGAACAGGGAAGACCAUUCCAGACUAACCAUCCCCAUCCGAAGGACGCUCAUACUAAAACAAACUCAAAUAGGAGUUGCACAAAGGUUCACAAGCAGGGGAUUGCACUUGGCCGGUCAGUAGAUCUUUCAAAGUUCCAUAACUACGAGGAGUUAAUUGGUGAGCUGGAUAGCUUGUUUGAGUUCAAUGGGGAAUUGAUGUCUCCGAAGAAAGAUUGGUUGAUAGUUUACACAGAUGAUGAGAAUGAUAUGAUGCUUGUCGGAGAUGAUCCCUGGCAGGAGUUUUGUUGCAUGGUUCGAAAGAUCUUCAUAUACACGAAAGAGGAAGUGAGGAAGAUGAACCCUGGAACUCUAAGCUGUAGGAGCGAGGAAGAGGCAGUUGUUGGAGAAGGAUCAGAUGCAAAGGACGCCAAGUCUGCCUCGAAUCCUUCAUUGUCCAGCGCCGCCAACUCUUAA